Hemicordylus capensis (graceful crag lizard) is the source of this 5225-nucleotide messenger RNA. RefSeq names its product interferon-induced protein with tetratricopeptide repeats 5-like. The record is from RefSeq and is a predicted model, not a curated record. Gene Ontology annotation, biological process: defense response to virus. NCBI's taxonomy places the organism in Eukaryota, Metazoa, Chordata, Lepidosauria, Squamata, Cordylidae. Gene Ontology annotation, cellular component: cytosol. Gene Ontology annotation, molecular function: protein binding. The coding region runs from base 125 to 1489 and encodes 454 amino acids. The transcript has 2 exons.
GCAAGCAGCAGAGGGCUGCCGAAAACACCAGCGCCCGCCCAGCCCGAAGAAGAGCCCCGCGCCGGAUCCGCAGUCCUAGUCUCGAUUCGGAGCGGCAGAAGCGCUGCUGCGGAAAGGCAGCAGGAUGAGUAACAAGCCAUUGAAGGAGAAGCUCCAGGCCCUGCAGUGCCAUUUCACCUGGCCCUUUGAGAUCAAGGACAAGGUGGAUGCAGUCCACAUCCUGCAGACGCUGGCUCUCCAUGUGGAGCACACACUGUAUCGCAAUCGCAGCACUUACCUCGCCAUGAGGGCGUACCUGCACCACCUCCAAGGGUGCUACAAGGAGGCUCUGCAAAGCCUCCGAGAAGCCGAGGAGGCUCUGAAGCAAGACCAUCCGGCCAACUUCUCCCGCCAGGUCCUGCUCAUCUAUGGGAACUACGCCUGGGUUUAUUAUCACUUCACCAAUUACGAAAUGGUGGAGCUCUACCUGGGCCGGAUUCGUGAGAUCUGCCGGUCCCUCUCCAGCCCUGACCCAUAUUCCGUGCUGAUCCCUGAAAUCUAUGCUCAGAAAGGCUGGUCUCUCCUGGCCGUGGGCUUCCGGAAUGGGGAGCAGGCCAAAGAGUGCUUCCAAAUGGCGCUGAAGGGAGAGGAGGAGUCGUCCAAUGAGGAGUUCCAGGCUGGUCUGGCCAUCUCCACCCAUGCCUCCUGGACCCAUUCUUGGGCAGAGGACCUUCGGAAAGAGGCCAGGAAACUACUGGAAGAGGUUCUAUUUUGUCAGCCCCAAAACCAUGAAGUCAGAGUAUAUUUGGCUAGAGUGCUCUGUGAUACACAUCCGCAGAGAGCAGAGAGCCUUGUGGAAGAGGCUGUCCAGAGCAGCCUCAACCCUGAAGUCCUGAGAAAUGCCUCCAAAGUGUACCCACCACAAUCCCUUCCCCGAGCCAUUGAGGUCUUGCAGAGGGCCAUCUCCCUGGAUCCCAGCUUCCACCUCCUGCACUAUGACCUGGGCAUUGCCUAUUGGAAACAAGUGAACAAAGCAUCUCCACAAGAGAAGGGAGAUAUCAUAGUGGCUGCCACCGAGAGCUUCAGACGGGCUGUGGAAACCGAUCCCCUGUCCAUAUUUGCCAGGCUGAAGUUGGCUAUACUAUACGGGGAAAAGUCCUCCGAUUACGAGGAAGAGAUUUAUCAGAACCUGCUGGAUGAGAUGCCGAGUGCCAGCAAAAGAUGCCAGCAGAAAAUCUACCUCCACUGGGGGGACUUCCUCCUCUAUAAGAAGGGACGGAAGGAAGAGGCCCUGGAGAUGUACAAGGCAGGUGUCCUGAUCCCAGGAGACCAUCCUCUGGAGAAGAAACAGCUGAAGACGCGACUGAAGUCACUGGCAAGGAUGUUCCAGCAAGACUCUGAGGCAGACUCAGCUAGGUGUAUCUACCGCUUCCUUGAAACAGUGGAAGAUCGGGAGCCAGGUCAUCGGGAGAGAGCCCCAUGGGGCCACAGCUCCCAGGCUGGGAGAUAGGAUCCUUUCCUCCAUAACAGUAGUGGAGGGGGCUGAGGUGUCACUCAGCUUGCCACCAGACUGGAAAUCUGCCAUCUUCUGGGAGGGUCUUCUUAUAGCAAUAGCACUUACAUUUAUAUACCGCUCUAUAGCUGGAAGCUCUCUAAGCGGUUUACAAUGAUUUAGCAUAUUGCCCCCCAACAUUCUGGGUACUUAUAGCAAAUCUCUGGCUCUUGUUAAAACUGUUUGCACUUUGGCACCACAGGAAAUGCUGUUUGCUUCAGCGUUCCUCUUCAUGUCCCCCAAAUAAAACCUUCUGGGUGUCUCUGAUAAGAGUGAGAAAAUUUCCUGUGGAAGUUGUAUGUUGCAUGUAAUUUAUCUGUUGCUUAAAAUGUAUCCAGAUGUUCUGUACAAGAAGUGAUCCCUGGCGAUCUUUCCAGUGCUAGGCAAAAGCCGCCCAGAUUUUUAAGGCUUCAUCCUAAGGUUUUAUCAGCUGCUUUGACCUUUUAGUUGCUGUUUUAUUGUGAACUGCCCUCAGGGUCGGCUUUUCCUAUGAGGCAAGAGAUGCGUUGCAUCGGAGCGCCACCCACUGGAGUCUGGGAAGGUGCCGAUGGAACUUGAAGAAAAGCAACAGGCUUUUCUGUCUCUUUCUUCUCUGCAGCCAAGUGGAUUCCGAAGUGGAUUGCAAUGCAAAGACAGACAGACUCACAGAGGUGGGGGUGGGUGGGGUGGCUUCCCUUUGUUCUCCCAGCUGCCCCCUCUGGGCUCUGGCUCAGUCUGAGUCAACAAGUCAUCAAGUCAAAACAAAGGGACUCUCUUUGUUUUGCAAAGGGUCUCUCAAACAAACUUGACCAGAGCCAUGUAGAAAGAGGCUCUCCUCCUCCCCUUGCUUGCUCUGGGCUAGGAGAAAGGAGACAUGGGGAGCAAGCAAGACCACAGGCACAGUCUCAUUUCAAAGAGGAAGCAUCCUUUAUCAUUCCUAUUUCAAAAACAGUAAGCAAAAAUGGAGGGGUGCUUAUGGGGGAUGUAUGUUUUGUGAAAUAGGGAGAUACCAGGCAUGGAAUCACUCUGUGUCUGUGAUUCUGGGGAUGGCAGAGUAUUGAAUGCAAAACAUGCAGUGCCUGUAGAAUCCAGGGCAAAAAUGCAGUAUGUUUUAGUUGCUUAAUGCAGUAUAAUGUUCAAUUUAAUUUUCAGUAUGAUUAUUUUGAGUUAAUUGAGUACAAUUUACAGGCAUAAGUAGGGACUAUUUUUUAAAGGGUGAAAAUAAGGAGCAAGGACUACGUGAGUGUUUUGCCUGCUUAAUCAUGAAUGUAUCCACAAAAUUGAGAUUAAUUGGCACAAAGGAAAAAGCCUGUGUGUGAUCUUGUGUAAGUUUCAGUGAUGAGAUAGAGGGGAGUAAGAAGGAUUUUGUGAGUGGUUGUUCAUGCUGGCCAGUGAAUUGCUGUAAUGAAUACCUUACUUAUAUGUUACACCUUAGUUUAAAGAAUAUACAUACGGAUAUCUCUCUCUCACUCACACACACACACUCCUCAUUUAGUUCUGGACAUUUAAAGGGUAAAGUGUGCUAUUGAGUUGGUGUCUACUCCUGGUGACCACUGAGCCAUGUGGUUAUCUUAGGUAGAAUACAGGAGGGGCUUACCAUUACCAUAUCCCGUGCAGUAUGAGAUGAUGCCUUUCAGCAUCUUCCAUGUAGCAUGUGUAUAAAUGUGGUUUAGUGGUUAGAGUGCUGGACUAGGACUGGGGAGACCUGAGUUAAAAUCCCCAUUCAGCCAUGAAACUAGCUGGGUGACUCUGGGCCAGUCACUUCUCUCUCAGCCUAACCUACUUCACAGGGUUGUUGUGAAAGAGAAACUUAAGCAUGUAGUACACCGCUCUGGGCUCCUUGGAGGAAGAGCAGGAUAUAAAUGUAAUAAUAAUCUGUAAGGGACAGAGGAGCCAUGCGAUUUCAUAACCCAAUGAGAAAUGAACCUGUUCUUCUAUAUGCCAUAAAUAAUAUAGCUUGAGAGGCAGAUACUUGUCUCUUCUCAGCUAUCCUGGAGACCUUACUUCUUGUAAAGUCAGAGCCAGAGGUGAGGGGCUGGAGGUGAGAUAUAAUGUUUUUGUGUGCCACACUGUGCAUGGCGCAUUAUUUGCGUGUAGGAACAUAGGAAGAUAGGAAGCUGCCAUAUACUGAAUCAGACCAUUGGUCUAUCUAGCUCAGUAUUGACUACACAGACUGGCAGCAGCUUCUCCAAGGUUGCAGGCAGGAAUCUCUCUCGGCCCUAUCUUUUGCCCCCAUACUAGGGAAUUGGAACGUUCCCCUUCUCGUAAUCAGGUUAGUAAACCUGUAUGUCAUUUAUGCAAUGCUCCUGCAUAGGAAUAGGGAGGGAAGACGCGACCAAGAGGUUCACGUGGAUGAGACAGUAAAUCUCUUCUGGAAAAGUUGGUAUGGUUAUGUGCAAAAAGACAAGAGUAUCUCUUCUAAACAGCAAUGGGACAAAUUGUGGAAAUGGACGUCGGACGUAACCCCCCCCCCCCCCCGAUUACCUGAUGUGCCUUGUAAUCCCCCACCCCUGAGUUACAGUACUACCUGCAUAUACUUCAUAACCUUGUGGGUUUCCAAAUCCUUGUGUGUAAAUCUUUGUAGAUACAUCAUGUACAAACAACCACUUUGUAUAUAAUUGUGCUUUGGCAACGUACUGUAUGCUUUGGUAGUUUGUUGGUUCAAUAAAAAAAUCUUGUCCUAUUAAAAAAAAAAAAUCUUGUCCCUUGGAGAAGCCAGAGAGGGAACUUGAAACCUUCUGCUUUUCCCAGAGCAACUUCAUCCCCUGAGGGGAAUCUCUUCCAGUGCUGCUCACACAUCAAGUGUCCCAUUCAGAUGCAACCAGGGCAGACCCUGCUUAGCUAAGGGGACAAGUCAUGCUUGCCAGCACAAGACCAGCUCUCCUCCUAUUGUAUCAGUUUGAAUCUGUAACUGACAUUUCCAUCAGUUCCCCCUUUCAAGUGGCAAUGACAGAAGCUGAUGACAAAGGUGUGCUAUCCCUUUAAAUGCCACAGGCCUUGGACGGUUCUAAGCCAGGCCUGCCUUCUGACAGCUGGGAUGGAUCCUUCAGCCUUGGCUGCUGUUCCCUGAUGGCUUGCUUGGAUUCUUGCAGUCCUCAAUCUGGUCUCUCUUUAUUUUAUUUAUUUAUUUAUUAGAUUUAUAUACCGCCCUGCAACCAAAAUGGCUCAGGGCGGUUCACAACAUGAUAAACAAUUAAAACAAAUUAACUAUUAAAAGUGGGUAGCCAUGCCCCAGGUCAUCAGUAUCUAGCCAGCAAUGACUCUCUUCCCUGGUAAACGGACUUCCUGAAAGGGAACAGGCACCUUAGCUCUUUGCCUGCCUUUCCUCCUUCAGCUCUGACUCCAUCUUCAGCCUUCUUCCUAAGACUUCUGUGUCAUACAGUAUCUUCCACCCAAUCUGCCUGAAACCCACUAGGACCGGGGAGACCCGAGUUCAAAUCCCCAUUCAGCCAUGAGACUUGCUGGGUGGCUCUGGGCCAGUCACUUCUCUCUCAGCCUAGCCUACUUCACAGGGUUGUUGUGAGGAGAAACCUAAGUAUGUAGUGCACCGCUCUGGGCUCCUUGGACGAAGAGCGGGAUAUAAAUGCAAAAUAAUAAUAAUAUUAUAAUAAUACAUAAUUAUAUACAAUGUUAUGUACAUAGUUACAUAAAAUCUUUGUGUAUUAAAUUUUGACUACACACUAAUUUUAUUUUGAAUUUUUAUUUUUCACGAUAA